Messenger RNA from Megalobrama amblycephala (Wuchang bream), 1266 nucleotides. Its product is annotated as spermatogenesis-associated serine-rich protein 1. Bases 158 to 943 code for a protein of 261 amino acids. Lineage: Eukaryota; Metazoa; Chordata; Actinopteri; Cypriniformes; Xenocyprididae. The record is from RefSeq and is a predicted model, not a curated record. The transcript is spliced from 7 exons.
UAACAAAACAACAAAUCGAUUGACAGAAUUACCAUAUGAAUAAAUAAUGCAUGUAUAGCCUAUCAGUAAGUAAGUGAAUAAGUGAACAGAUAAAUAGGCGAUCGAUUUACGUGCAUUUGUAUACAAACCCGGUAAACCGGUAUUGGCAGUUUUGUUUAUGUUCUCCGGGCAACGGAUUAUGUUUAAUCGCUUUCAAUUCUUGGUACAAAGAUUACUCCAUAUGAACGGAACAUUUGCAUAUAUAAUGGACAGGAGUGAAAUGUCAUCAUGGUCAUACACUGAUAUGAAGAAACACACUGACGUCGGUGACUCAUUCUGGAGUUUUGGAAAAGAGCAGGACUUCAAGCCUCACAUUAGACACAUCGAGCCUGUUCUUACUGAAUGUGAUCUUGACUGGAAAUCCCAUUUGCGCUGGAUUCCUGAACCUCGAUACAGUGAUGCCCCAUUUCCACACAUCAAAGACAUAAAGUUUCCUCAUGAAAGGAAACUGAUGAGAUCCUUUCCACAGGCAAAUAUGAUGUCUGAAUCCGAGUGGAGCUUUUAUCCAAACUUUGGACAGCCCAAGACCUAUCACACUGGAAAGAGAUGUUUUACGGAUGGCGUUAAUCAUACGAGAAGCAUGAGAUGCAUUUCAGAAAAUUCCCUGGAAUCAUCCAUAGGGAGGAAAAAGCAGGGCAAAUGCAGCAUCUACCCAUUAAAAAAGGUCAGGCCAUUUCUAGUUCCUGAGUACAGUCCUGGGUUUCACAAAUAUGAAUCAACACUACUCAGGACCACUUUUGGGUCUGGAUCUUUUGCCACAUUUCAAUCAAAAAACAUCAGUCCAACAUAUGCAGAGAAACGUAAAAGUCGUCUGCGAGAGGAGGACAUUCUUGAAGUCCAGAGUCUGAGCAGUUGGAGGCCAGCACCAGACAUCUAUGACAGGACCGUGUUGCAGCACACCUAAUUUGGAAGGUGCUGAAACCAUGCUUACAUAUAUUUAUUGUUCUUAUGUGUUGUUAUUGUUAGUGUUUUCUCUUUAGUUAGACACUAUCGAAGUGUAGAAACAUAAAAUGCAUUUUCUUUCCUUUAACACCACCUCACGUCUUUCCAUUGAGUAUAUCUUACAAUAUUUAGUUAUGGUUUAGCGCGAGAAAGGACUGAAGCAUUAUUUGAUAGGAAGAGGAUUAGGGCCAAGCAAUAAUAAAAAAUUAAAACCAUCUCGAGAUUAAAGUUGUUAAAUUUCGAGAAAAAACUUGUUGUAAAAUGUUGAGAAUAAACUCAUUAAGU